AUGGAGUCGGAAAGCGGGGCGUCACUGCCGUCAGGACCAGACGCGAAGAAGCGGCGAGUGACAUACUUCUACGAGCCCACCGUGGGCGACUACUACUACGGCCAAGGCCACCCGAUGAAGCCCCACCGCAUCCGCAUGGCCCACAACCUAAUCGUGCACUACGGCCUCCAUCGUCGGAUGGAGAUCAACCGCCCCUUCCCCGCCGGCCCCAACGACAUCCGCCGCUUCCACUCCGACGACUAUGUCGACUUCCUCGCCUCCGUCAGCCCCGAGACCCUCGCCGAGUCCUCCUACUCCCGCCACCUCAAGCGCUUCAACGUCGGCGAGGACUGCCCCGUCUUCGACGGCCUCUUCGGCUUCUGCCAGGCCUCCGCCGGCGGCUCCAUCGGCGCCGCCGUUAAGCUCAACCGCCAGGAUGCCGAUAUCGCCCUCAACUGGGCCGGCGGCCUCCACCACGCCAAGAAGUCCGAGGCCUCCGGCUUCUGUUAUGUCAAUGAUAUCGUCCUCGGCAUUCUUGAGCUGCUCAAGGUUCACAAGCGUGUGCUUUAUGUAGAUAUUGAUGUGCACCAUGGAGAUGGAGUUGAGGAGGCAUUUUACACCACUGACAGGGUCAUGACUGUGUCCUUCCAUAAAUUUGGGGAUUUCUUUCCUGGGACUGGGCACAUUAAGGAUGUUGGGGCAGGGACUGGGAAGAAUUAUGCGCUGAAUGUCCCGCUAAACGAUGGAAUGGAUGACGAGAGUUUUCGUGGUCUGUUUCGGCCCAUCCUCCAAAAAGUCAUGGAGAUGUAUCAGCCUGAUGCAGUUGUUCUACAGUGUGGUGCAGAUUCGUUGUCUGGUGAUAGGUUGGGGUGCUUCAACUUGUCUGUCAAAGGCCAUGCAGAUUGUCUUCGUUUCCUUAGAUCUUUUAAUGUUCCUCUGAUGGUCUUGGGUGGUGGAGGUUAUACGAUCCGGAAUGUUGCCCGUUGCUGGUGUUACGAGACAGCAGUGGCAGUUGGGGUGGAACCUGAUAAUAAGUUGCCUUACAAUGAAUACUAUGAGUAUUUUGGUCCAGAUUAUACUCUUCAUAUUCCCCCAUCCAACAUGGAGAACCUAAACUCACCUAAAGAGAUGGAGGCAAUAAGGAAUACGCUACUAGAUCAACUUUCUAGAAUACCUCAUACACCCAGCGUUCCUUUCCAGACAACACCACCAACAACACAAGUUCCAGAGGAGGCCGAAGAGAACAUGGAAGAAAGACCAAAGCCUCGCAUUUGGGAUGGCGCGGAUUAUGAUUCUGAUCCUGAAGAAGACAAGCAUUGGACUAAAUUCUCCAACCCUGUUGGUCAGCAUGCAGUUAAAACUGAGAUGCGGGAUGAUGCAGAUGGGAUGGAAGACGAGAAACCAAAUCAUCCUCCGUGCUGCUGA
Molecule: messenger RNA, 1404 nt
Organism: Prunus armeniaca (apricot)
Lineage: Eukaryota; Viridiplantae; Streptophyta; Magnoliopsida; Rosales; Rosaceae
Source: the annotation of a GenBank genome assembly